This is a messenger RNA of Homarus americanus (American lobster), 3071 nucleotides long. RefSeq names its product complex I assembly factor ACAD9, mitochondrial-like. NCBI's taxonomy places the organism in Eukaryota, Metazoa, Arthropoda, Malacostraca, Decapoda, Nephropidae. The coding region runs from base 263 to 2230 and encodes 655 amino acids. The transcript has 12 exons. The record is from RefSeq and is a predicted model, not a curated record. Gene Ontology annotation, molecular function: flavin adenine dinucleotide binding; acyl-CoA dehydrogenase activity.
UUAAAAGUAUUGGCAACUCUCUGGCCCAUACAGCUGAUUGUGUAAGCACUGAUCAGCUGAUGACUGUGUAAAGAGACAAGAGGAAGGUCUAGAUAGUUUAAAUAACCUUAUUCAGUAUACACACUCAGUGGUAGCGGAUCACCAUCAAUUCAUCUGUAAUCAAAUCUAUAGUUUCAGGAACCUCAAGACCUCUACUGUGUUGUAGUUACAUCUUCUGUAAUUUGAUAACGAGACCUUCAAUCACCCUCUUACUAUUUAAGAGAUGAUGCUGAAUAAGCAAUUAAUGAAGGCGGUGCUAGGUCACACUUGCAAUGGCCGGGUUAUAGUGGGUAAUUCUAGGCCCCACAUAAGACUCAGCAGGUGCCUCAACACCACCAACCAGGACAGCUCAACCAGCGCCCAGGUGAAGGAGGUGUCAGAUAAUGAACCUACUCAACAGUCCAUUGUCAGGAAGCCUAAACGACCACCAUUUAUCAAAAACCUCUUUUUGGGCAGAUUUGACAAGGAAAUGUUGACAUACCCAGAAGUGUUAGACAAGGACCGGCAUGAGUUGUUGCACGAGAUGAUCGUUCCUAUUGAACGGUUCUUUGAGGAGCAAGUGGAUGGAGAAAAGAUUGACAAGGAAGCCAAGAUCCCUCCUGAAACAUUGCAAGGCCUGAAGGACUUAGGAUUGUAUGGGCAACAGAUUCCAGAAGAAUAUGGUGGCCUUGGGCUGGGGGCCACAGAGUAUGCACGCAUUGCUGAGAUCACUGCGAUAGAUGGAUCUAUUGCUGUCACUCUUGCUGCUCACCAAGCCAUUGGAUUAAAAGGUAUCUUGAUUGCUGGGACAAAUGAACAAAAAGAGAAGUACUUACCUCAGCUGGCAUGUGGUGAGUGGACAGCAGCAUUCUGCCUAACAGAGCCUAGCAGCGGGUCUGACGCUGCUUCCAUUCAGACCCGUGCUACACUUUCAGAGGAUGGUACAACGUGGUUGCUGAAUGGAAGCAAAAUCUGGAUAUCCAAUGGUGGAUAUGCAGACUUGAUGACAGUUUUUGCUAAAACUCCAGAAGUACUACCUAGUGGAGAAGUACGAGAAAAAGUAACAGCAUUCAUUGUGGAAAGGGGAUUUGGGGGUGUGAGCAGCGGCACUCCUGAAGACAAGAUGGGUAUCAGAGGAUCAAACACUUGUGAGGUCUACUUUGACAACACUCCAGUACCUGCAGAAAAUGUUCUUGGGGAAGUUGGAGGUGGCUUCAAGGUGGCCAUGAACAUUCUCAACUCAGGCCGCUUCUCCAUGGGCAGCUCUGGUGCAGGGAUUUUGAAGAAGAUAAUGGGCUGGGCUCUGGAACAUGCUGUUACACGGAAACAGUUUGGGCAUCAUCUCUCAGAAUUUGCUAUGAUUAAGGAAAAGUUUGCACGCAUGAGUGUUGCCAUCUAUGCUAUGGAAUCCAUGGCAUAUCUAACAGCUGGAAUGAUAGAUGGUCAAGAAGAAGCUGACUGUUCAGUAGAAGCAGCUAUUGUCAAGGUGUUCAGCUCUGAGGCUGCAUGGCAUUGGGGUUCUGAAUGUCUGCAAAUUCUGGGCGGCCUCGGGUAUAUGAAGUCUUACCCAUUCGAGCGAUAUCUUCGUGAUGCUCGCAUUCUCUUAAUCUUUGAAGGGACAAAUGAAAUUCUUCGUCUGUUUAUUGCCCUAAGUGGACUCCAGCAUGCAGGAAAUGAAAUGAAGGGGAUGAUCCAGAAACUGCGUAACCCUCUGAUGAAUCCUGGCUUCAUUCUUGGCAAGGGCAUUGAGAGAAUACGCCAACAUAAAGAUAAUCCCAAACUAGAUCUGAAUUUGUCCGACAGCCUCCACCCAUCCCUGAAAGCAGCGGGCGAUAUUCUCGAGUACUGUGUUAAGCGCUUCCAAUAUAGUGUAGAGACAGUACUGGCUAGACAUGGUCGAGAAGUAGCAGACCCCAAGAAUCAGCUGGAGUUAGCUCGUCUUGCCAAUUGUGCAAUGGACAUUUUUGCCAUGACUGCUGUGCUGUCACGUGCAUCUCGUGCAUAUUGCAUAGGAGUAAGAAAUUCUUCUCAUGAAGUGCAGCUUGCCAUGACAUUUUGUGAUGAAGCUUCUGCUCGUAUCAAGACCAUGGUGAAGGACAUUGAGAAUGGUCCCUUCAUAAGUAAUGACAGUACCUAUGCAAAAAUUGCUGACACUGUCAUUGAACAUGGAGGAUAUGCAGCAGAACACCCCCUAACACGGGUCUUCUGGUAAUUUGUGAUUAUUGGUGUAUUUUUCAAUAGUCUUGGCAUAAGAAAGUUUUCUUGGUACUGUACUGUAUUAGUUCAAUGACUGACUCAGGAGUUAUCUUAUAUUCAUUAUUUUAGAAAUGUUCAUUAUACAGUACUGUGCUUGCAGAUUUAUGAAAAUAUGAGAGGCUUAAUUCAUUCUGGGACUGAACAGUGAUUGUAUGUACAUAAAGACACAACUUUUAUAUAACCAGAUUAUUUUCGUACAGCAUGAUUGUUCUUAUCAACAUUAUUCAAAAAGCACUAGUUAUUGUUCUUGAAUGCAGAAUUAAGGUUCCCAAUUUCUUUUGUAAACUGUACAUCAUACAACAUUAUAUAACUUUGUUAAAAGACUUGUUUUAGAAUUAAAGUCUCGUAUAUUUUAGUACUGUACCAAGUUAUGCAUAAAAUGGUAUUGGAAAGAUGUGUACUUUGGAAAAUGUUCAAAAACUCGUUGAGUAUAAUGUGUAAGAAACAAACCAUGUUUUGAUUUAUAAAAGACUGUGAACCUUUAUGACCCUGUAUCACUUUGAAUCUAGAUACCAGCUAUCUUGUGUGUAUCAUUUGAUAUGGUUUCAUUAUAAGUUAGUGUGCAGUGUAACCAUAUUAUUUUGUAGUAUUCUAGGUGACAAGUAAGUCUGGCAGCAACUAGUUUGCAAUUUACCCUAACUGUUUUAUCUUGGGGGGGGGGGGGCUCCUGCUUUCCUUACCAUAAAAUACAGAAAUUUUUAUUAGUUUACUGUUAUCACCCAAGAAAGCAUUAUUAUCCAUAGGUAAUUGUAAAUUUUAAUGUUUUUAAAUAUUUUCCAUAAUAGAAUGUGUUAUCA